UCCCAGGCACUCGAGAUCUCAGGACGAGAGCGUCUGACAAAACACGCCAUGUAGCAGGGGCUGCAGUUGGCAGCUGUAGCCAAGGCUGCGAGCAAGGCUCCCCACCUGGAGCGGGCGGCGGCCAGCUCUGUGGGAGGACGCGGGGACCGAGGGACCCGCAGGUCGGGGUCGCUGAUGCCGAGAGGAGUGCGAGGGCGGGGGAGGCGCGCACACGCCUGCGGCGGCCAAGGCUUAGGCUCCUGCCUCAGCCCCCUCUCCCGCCUCUCGCCCCAGAAAUGAGCUGGAGCGUCGCCGGUUUGAUUCCAGAGCCCGGAUCGGCCAGCAGAGCAGACUUCGGAAGCCGCGUUGUGAGGACUUAGCUGGGACCUGGAAGCGUAUCCUCCUGUGUUUUUUUUCUGACUCCUUGGAAAUUAAGGAAUGCAAUUCUGCCACCAUGAUGGAAGGACUGAAAAAACGUACAAGGAAGGCCUUUGGAAUACGGAAGAAAGAAAAAGACACUGACUCUACAGGCUCACCAGAUCGAGAUGGAAUGCAGGGGAAAAAAAAGGCCCAGAAGACUCAGCUUCUCCUCACCUCUUGCUUCUGGCUCAGAGCCCUCUCCUUAACUCUGUCUCAGCAGCCCAGCCCACACGAGCUACCCUACCAUAGCAAAGCAGAGUGUGCGCGUGAAGGAGGGAAGAAAGCUUCGAAGAAAAGCAACGGGGCACCAAAUGGAUUUUAUGCAGAAAUUGAUUGGGAAAGAUAUAACUCACCUGAGCUGGAUGAAGAAGGUUACAGCAUCAGACCUGAGGAACCAGGCUCUACCAAAGGAAAGCACUUUUAUUCUUCAAGUGAAUCUGAAGAGGAGGAAGAAUCGCACAAGAAGUUCAAUAUCAAGAUUAAACCCUUGCAGUCCAAGGACAUCCUUAAGAAUGCUGCAACAGUAGACGAGCUGAAGGCUUCCAUAGGCAACAUCGCACUUUCCCCAUCGCCUGUGGGUGCAAUUAAAAGGAACUUAUCCAGUGAAGAAGUCGCAAGACCCAGGCGUUCCACCCCAACUCCAGAACUUACAAGUAAGAAGCCUCUGGAUGACACUCUGGCCCUUGCUCCCCUCUUUGGUCCACCGUUAGAAUCUGCUUUUGAUGAACAGAAGACAGAAGUUCUUUUAGAUCAGCCUGAGAUAUGGGGUUCAGGCCAACCAGUUAACCCAAGCAUGGAGUCACCAAAGCUAGCAAGACCUUUUCCCACUGGAACACCUCCACCUCUGCCUCCAAAAACUGUACCAGCCACCCCGCCUCGGACAGGCUCCCCCUUAACAGUGGCAACAGGAAAUGACCAGGCAGCCACAGAGGCCAAAAUUGAGAAACUACCAUCCAUCAGUGACCUGGACAGCAUUUUUGGCCCAGUGUUGUCCCCCAAGUCUGUUGCUGUUAAUACUGAGGAGACGUGGGUCCAUUUCUCUGAUGCAUCCCCGGAACAUGUUACUCCAGAGUUGACUCCAAGGGAAAAGGUGGUGACCCCACCAGCUGCAUCAGACAUACCAGCUGACUCCCCAACUCCAGGCCCGCCUGGCCCCCCAGGCUCGGCAGGUCCCCCAGGGCCUCCUGGUCCUCGCAAUGUACCAUCUCCGCUCAAUUUAGAAGAAGUCCAGAAGAAAGUCGCUGAGCAGACCUUCAUUAAAGAUGAUUACUUAGAAACACUCUCAUCUCCUAAAGAGUGUGGGUUGGGACAGAGAGCAACUCCACCUCCCCCACCACCACCCACCUACAGGACUGUGGUCUCGUCCCCCGGACCUGGCUCGGGCAGUGGUGCAUCGUCCCCUGCUCGGCCAGCCACCCCCUUAGUUCCUUGCAGCAGCUCCACUCCGCCUCCACCUCCUCCCCGGCCUCCAUCCCGGCCUAAGCUACCUCCAGGAAAGCCUGGAGUUGGAGACGUGUCCAGACCUUUUAGCCCACCCAUACACUCCUCCAGCCCUCCUCCGAUAGCACCCUUAGCCCGGGCUGAAAGCACUUCUUCAAUAUCGUCAACCAAUUCCCUGAGCGCAGCCACCACUCCCACAGUUGUGUCAGAAGAUGAUGUUUUUUAUGACAAACUGCCCUCGUUUGAAAGGCGCUGUGACAUGCCUGCAGAGAAUGAACAGCCUUCCCUCGUUUGGUUUGACAGAGGAAAGUUUUAUUUGACUUUUGAAGGUUCUUCCAGGGGACCCAGUCCUCUAACUAUGGGGGCCCAGGACACCCUCCCGGUUGCAGCAGCAUUCACAGAAACUGUCAAUGCCUACUUCAAAGGAGCAGAUCCAAGCAAAUGCAUUGUUAAGAUCACGGGAGAAAUGGUGUUGUCCUUUCCUGCUGGCAUCACCAGACACUUUGCCAACAACCCCUCCCCAGCUGCUCUGACUUUUCGAGUGAUAAAUUCCAGCAGGUUAGAGCACGUCCUGCCAAACCCCCAGCUCCUCUGCAGCGAUAACACACAAAAUGAUGCCAAUACCAAGGAAUUCUGGGUAAACAUGCCAAAUUUGAUGACUCACCUGAAGAAGGUCUCUGAACAAAAACCCCAGGCUACAUAUUACAAUGUGGACAUGCUCAAGUAUCAGGUGUCAGCCCAGGGCAUUCAGUCCACACCUCUGAACUUGGCGGUGAACUGGCGCUGUGAGCCUUCCAGCACUGACCUGCGCAUAGAUUACAAAUACAACACGGAUGCCAUGUCCACCGCAGUGGCCCUUAACAAUGUGCAGUUCCUGGUCCCCAUUGAUGGAGGAGUGACCAAGCUCCAGGCUGUGCUUCCUCCAGCAGUCUGGAAUGCUGAACAACAAAGAAUAUUAUGGAAGAUUCCUGAUAUCUCCCAGAAGUCAGAAAAUGGAGGCGUAGGUUCUUUACUGGCAAGAUUUCAAUUAGCCGAAGGCCCAAGCAAACCUUCCCCACUGGUCGUGCAGUUCACGAGUGAAGGGAGCACUCUGUCUGGCUGCGACAUUGAGCUUGUUGGAGCAGGGUACCGGUUUUCACUCAUCAAGAAGAGGUUUGCUGCAGGAAAAUACUUGGCCGAUAACUAAUAAAAUGUCAUGCAAGGAUUUUGAAGAUCCAUGUCCUGGAGAACUGUUGUAUGAGAGACAUGUUUUAAUCUGGUUUGAGGAAAACAAACCGAUGUCUGUACGUGGGCUCUGUCAGCUGGAAGGCCCCGGCUUUCGGCAGUGAUUUCCCACACCCAGUACAAGGAGGAUCAGUUCUACAGUAUUUACUUCUAGGUGUACUAUUGUUAAUGGUUUUAAAAUGUAAUUAUUGUAUUUGUAAACUGUACCUUCAUUCCAGUAAGGCAGUUAGACACCUGAGUUUUAGCGUUUUUUUCCAUUCCUGAAACGGAUGUAAUUUAAACUGUGGUAUGUAAAUUUAAUAGUAGUACUGUCGAAUGGCACAAUGCUUACAGAGAUACAGUGCAUUUUGUCAAUAUAUAAAAUUUAAAUAUAAUGUUGAUAGUUACCAUAAAGGGGGUGCCACACAUCAAGAACCUUAAAUGGAACCAGAAACAAGCAAACAAAAACAAACAAACAAAAAAAAACCUUACUUUUCUUCACUCCUUACUACAUUUUCCUCUAGUGCUAAAGAAACUUCUAGCUUCGGUUUAGUGGGUUAAAUUCAGAAACUAUUUCAGAAAAAAAGAAUUCUGAAGUUACAGCAUAUUCAAAGAGAAGCAUUAAUUACCACUUUUUAAAAAGCUUUUUUUUCAAACCGCAAAUUUCAUAAAAAUGCAAACUGUGUAAACAGGGCCUCUUAUUUUUAUAACUUGUGUAAAAAGGGAAAAUCAAUUCAUAUUUAAAAUUUAAGUAUAUUAAAUUAUAUCCAAGAGUGAAGAGGAUGUUGAAAUCUUACCUGACCCCAUGCCCCUUCUUUGCAGUUUAGCAAAUGUUGAGAUUGCUAAAUCAUCAGAUUAAAGCCAACUUGAUUUUUAAAGUUUCAAGACUUUCUGAAGCUGAACUGGUUAAAACUUUUGCACAAUUGCUUGGAACGGAGGGGCAGCCUGGUCCAGCACAGGUACCUUGUUUCUUCCCUACUCACAAGAAUCAAAACAAUGAGAGUCAAGAACCACAGAGGGGGAAAAUUAGUUUCCUGGUCAGUCCAAAAGGAGAACUUUAAACUUAUCAUUUACGUCUUUGGGGAAGGAAGAAAUAAGCUUUAUAAAUGAAAUCCUAUUCACCUUGUUGUCCUAUGAAUGUUUUCGGGGUGACUUUAAGAUUCAUCAUAUACAUCUGCGAAUCUCUGCUAUUAUUGAGGAGUUGGAAGCAGAGCCAGGCCAGUGGCCUUGAAGUUCAGUAAAUGCCACAGUUCUGGGGCAAGGGUAGGGGUGAGGGUUCUGCCCCUCAGCACAGGAAUCAGAGCAGUGUCUUGUAAGGUCUAAAGAUUAAGUCUCCCAGUAAGCCACAAGUUAUUUUUAGAGAACAGAUCCUGCUCAAGGCCAUCCCAUUAAACAGCUGUAACAGAGUUGGGGAGUUUUGUCACUCGCUGCUGAAUUUCAUUUUGUAUCCACUCAAAUGGAGUCUUCAACUCUUUUCAACUUUAGAAUCAAAAUAAUUUUUUUUUACACAAGGUUUACUCUGUGUAACUGUCCUGGAUGUUCUGGAACUCUUUUUGUAGACCAGGCUGGCCUCGAACUCAGAGAGACCCACCUGCCUCUGCUCCCCAAGGGCUGGGAUUGAAGGCGUGUGCCACCAUGCCUGGCUCAGAUUAAAUUUUUUAAGUCUUACUUCAACAGUGAGAUUGUGAUUGGCAGUUGUUUCUAGGAGCUUUGUAGCUUAAUCUAUGUUCUCUUCAAUCAAUGCUUGCUACCAAAAGAAUAUCCAAAAUGAUCUAUUUUUCCUGGGAACAAUUCAUCUAUUUAAAAUAGGCUCUUGCCUAGUUCCCCAAAGCAGCCUGUCUUUGAAGGUUUUUUUGAACAACUAAUUUUUUCACAAAAAGUUUGGUUUUGAAAUCAAAAUAGAGAAAUAAAAUGUAAAUUUUAAAUCUAAUGGAACAUGAGGAAAUGAAAAAACUUAAGCCAAUGGAGAGUAAAAGCAGAAAAAAAUGAAACUUACCUAGAAUGUGAUUAUAUUAUGUUUUUAAGUAGUCAAUUCAUGGAAAAAUAUUGAAUAUUAACACAAAGCAUAUUAAAAAUAUGUAAAUAUUACUGUUUCUCAUGUCUUUCUCUUUAUAUCUUAUUUUAUAUAGUUUUAGAAUGAAUUGGUCAUUAAAUACAGUGUUUCUUUCCAAAGAAUAAUUUUGUUGAUAUUGUAAAAAUGUAAUUAAAGAUAGAGACUUGAAUAGUCUCUAACAUUAUCCAAAUGUUUCUAGGAACCAAAUUCAAAGCUAUGAAGAAGGUUUGCAAUCCCUUAAUUGGCUUUUGUGAAAUGGAAUGACGGUGGGUGAUCUCAAAAUUCAGACUUGAAUAAUCAGAGCUGAAGUGGGGAAUGGGUGGUUCCUUCUGGUUCAGAAAAUAGGUCAAAUAACAGCAUUUGCUCGCAUCAGGGAUGGAGAUGCCAGUGAGGUUUGGUUUUACUCUCGCAGGCUUUCGUCUCCUGGUGAAGGUGUAUCUGUAGCCCUGUGGGAUGAGAGUUCAUGUUCUGAGAUGCGGUCCUAGACAAGGCAGGCAAGGUUUCAGUCAUCAAUACCUAUCAGGUCAGGUUCCCUUUUGUUAGCUCAUAGCCAGAUGGUUUGCAGGACAGUGAGCUAAAUUAAGACAAGAUUCUGGUUAGCCAAAGAGCUCUUUCCUAAGCACUCUGAUUUUUUUUUUUUUAAGCUGAUAGAAAGUGUAAAUGUUCUAUUUUGGCGACAUGAAAAGUAUGUUUUCCUCUUCAAAUAAAUCCCUUAUUUUUAUGACAUUUUCAAAAAUAAAUUCUUGUUUAAAAUAGUCUGAAUGUUAUCAUAGUUGGAACUUGGCAAUUACUAAUUUGAAAUUCUAUGAGAUGUACCUCCAGCUAAAAUGGCAAUUCCCUGUAUGCUAUCUGGGGCUCAGUUUACCUCUAAGGAAGACUGUCAGAGUGCAAAUGGUUUUGAGUGAGGGGAAAGUCAAAGGGCAAAUGUUUGUGCUUUUUUCUUCUUCUGUCUUAUAUACUUCUUCUUGGUCUCAGACUGCAAAGUAUCAGAGCCAUAGUUACACACAUUUCCACUUUUAACGCUUCUUUUGAAGGAAGCAGAUCCACUUUUGCCCUGCCACUAAUGCCUGCUGUGCAGACUCAGAGGAGUCUCCGCCCUCUUCACGCCUUUGGGGUGAGAGGGGAGCCAUAAAUAGGUAGUUUUCAAGCUUUUCUUAAUGGGACUUUUUUUUUUUUCUAAUAAAAUCGUGCCUAGAAUCCUGUAAAGAGUGUUGCCAGGCUGUGAAAGGGCUUCUCCAGAUCAUGAAAUAUAGCAUCACAAUACGUAAAUGACUCCUGAUGGAUCUCCCAGCUCUGAAGACUUGCUCUUCUACUUGACAUGUGUAGCCACGACGAUCAGCCGGCACACAGUGCCAUUAGCUGUGGAGUGAGUGCUCCCCAUCUAUCAGUCAUGAAACGUGUCACUUCGCUCAACCUGUUUUUAAAAAAGCUCCAAAAUGGUAAACAUGCUUUUCAGUCUUUGUUUUCCCAAUAAUGGUUUUGAGGCCUAAGCUGAUUAACUUCCCCCAAAGUGAUACCACAGCUGGAAACGACCCCAAUGAUCCUGAAAAAUGGAAUGAGUACCUUGCCGUUUCAUUUGGUUCAUUUUGGGAAAAUAAUCCAUUUGAAUGUCAAGAUAAAAGGCACCAAGAGAAGUCCACGUUGGAAGGAUUAAAGAUGAGCCUGGUAAGAUGUUAUUGUAAAAAAAAAAAAAGCUGUCUCUUACUUGAAUGAAGUGUGGGACCCCUUGUUUCCAAACAGGAGUAGACUAAUGAUUUAAAUUGAGGUACCAUUUUAUUCUCAGAAUAUAGGCAGAUUGCAAAGUACCAACAAGUCUUUCUAAAUCUCUAGGGACGGAGCUUGGGAGUAUGUAUAUUCAUAAGCACCCAAAAGCUGAGCAUCGUGGCCCUGAUGGCUCUCUAGGACCGUCGUUACUGCUCACAUUAUGGCAGACUUAAGCGUUAAUUUCUAAGGUAAAUGCCAUUUUUCUAGUGUUCUCUCCCAAUUCAGUCUAAUUAAUAAUAGCUCCUUGCUUGGAAGGGACACCCAGACUGCAAGUCUGGAAAGCCGACUUUAUUUUGUAAACUCUUGGCUUUAUAAACAUAGAUUAGCCCCACUCCAAAAAGAACUUUACCAAUUUUUGCUUUGUUUUGCCUUUUCGCAAAGCGAUGUCAGGUUGGCAAUGAACGUUGAAUGAUAGUGAAAUACGCAAAUACACACUAGAGAGAUUAGAGAGCGAGUGGGUGAGCCAGUGAGAGAGUGUCUGUGUGUUAGAGCUUUCUCUUUCCCUGAAGAGGAUGCAUUUUGUGUAAGUCAGAUUAUAUAAGGAAGAGGGCGUGGCUAAAAAGAUUUUAGCUUUAAGGGGAUUUUUUGGCCAUUGGAAGCAAAUGGUUAUAGGCACUCACCAGUAUCUUUCAGUAAGUUUUAGUUCUAUUUUCUAAAGAACUCUUGACCCAACAUGGAAAUGGCUUUGGAUCUUUAAGAUCUGAACCUGUGAACAACACUUCAAGCCUCUGUUUGUUGAAGAGGUUCCAAAUUCUUGGAGUAAGUAACACUAGGAAGAAUUUUCAGUGAUAUUUGGCUAAACAGCGUCAAGAAAGCACAUCAUGUUAGAGCGAUGCUGAUAGUAUUUUUACAUACAUUUUGAAACUAUGAAAAUGUUUUAGUUAAGGCCAAGUGCAAUGCACUGGUUUCUCAGCAUAGAGUCAGAGUAACCCUGAGUUUUAUUUUUGACCUUUUUUGAAAAUCAUUUUUUACAUAAAAUCAAAUAUAAAAUGUUCCUUUAUUUAAAAUUUUUUUUGUACAAGACAGAAAUGACAUUUACGUUUUCUGAACAUAAUUCAACCUAUGAUCAGAGUCUGUGAAUUAUUAGCUGACAGACGCAGCUAUCCCUAAGUUUCCUACCUCACGGACUGAGUAUAUC
This is a messenger RNA of Meriones unguiculatus (Mongolian gerbil), 7997 nucleotides long. It is a transcript of the gene Sgip1, whose product is annotated as SH3GL interacting endocytic adaptor 1. The record is from RefSeq and is a predicted model, not a curated record. The transcript is spliced from 26 exons. Gene Ontology annotation, biological process: clathrin coat assembly; clathrin-dependent endocytosis. Bases 434 to 3025 code for a protein of 863 amino acids. NCBI's taxonomy places the organism in Eukaryota, Metazoa, Chordata, Mammalia, Rodentia, Muridae. Gene Ontology annotation, cellular component: plasma membrane; clathrin-coated vesicle; clathrin-coated pit.